GAACUCCCGCCGGCGGCACGGCUGUCCCCGCGGCGCGCCCCGGCCUCCCUCCGCGGCCGCCACUAACAUGGCCGAGACGAGCGAGGAGGUGGCGGUGCUGGUGCAGAGGGUGGUGAAGGACAUCACCAACGCCUUCCGCAGGAACCCGCACAUAGAUGAAAUUGGCCUGAUCCCAUGUCCUGAAGCAAGAUAUAACCGGAGUCCCAUAGUCCUGGUUGAAAACAAACUCGGUGUGGAGAGUUGGUGUGUCAAGUUCCUUUUACCCUACGUCCACAACAAGCUCCUUUUAUACAGAACAAGAAAGCAGUGGCUAAACAAAGACGAAUUGAUAGAUGUCACGUGCACCCUGCUCCUUCUAAACCCAGACUUUACCACUGCAUGGAACGUGAGGAAAGAGCUGAUCCUCUCUGGCACUUUAAAUCCAAUUAAGGACUUAUAUCUGGGAAAACUGGCCUUAACUAAGUUUCCAAAGAGUCCAGAAACAUGGAUUCAUAGGCGAUGGGUGCUACAACAACUGAUUCAAGAAAGUUCCUUACCUUCCUUUGUGGCCAAAGGAAACUUGGGAACAAUACCUGCAGAGAGGACUCAGCGACUAAUACACGAAGAGAUGGAAGUGUGUGGUGAAGCAGCAGGGAGAUACCCAAGCAACUAUAAUGCCUGGUCCCAUCGCAUCUGGGUUUUACAACACCUGGCCAAGCUAGACGUCAAGAUCCUUCUUGAUGAACUGUCUUCUACUAAACAUUGGGCAUCCGUACAUGUUUCAGACCACAGUGGAUUUCACUACCGCCAGUUUUUACUGAAGUCUUUGAUUAGCCAAACUGUGACAGAUACUUCUGUAUUAGAACAAAACUCUUUGAGAAGUGAAGCUACUCUAGUUCUUCCAAAAGAUGAAGAAGCAACAGCUUCAGCAGAAGAAUCAAGGAUCAAUCUACCCCAGCUUCUAGAAGAAGAAGUUGAAUUCACCACAGAUCUUAUUGAUUCGUACCCAGGACAUGAAACUCUUUGGUGUCAUAGGCGGCAUGCUUUCUACCUUCAACAUCAUUUAAAUGGCAGGCUUCCUGGCAGCAUGACCCAGCUGUCACCUGCAGAUAGCCCCGGAAGAGCUUUGUAUGAUUUGCACCUCAUCCCAGCAGGUCCCCAGCCAUCUCAGGCAAUGGAAGUAGAUGGACUGAAUGACUCUAGCAAGCAAGGCUAUUCCCAGGAAACCAAGCGCCUGAAGCGAACCCCAGCUCCAGACUCCCUAGGCCUAGAAAUGGAGCACAGGUUCAUUGAUCAAGUGCUAUCCACCUGUCGGAACGUCGAGCAAGCCAGGUAUGCCAAUGCAUACAGGAAAUGGCUGGUCACCUUGAGUCAAUGAAAGAGUUGGGGUGAUCCAUAGAGUUCCCCUUUUAGUGCAAUACUGCUUUCUUACUGACAUAGUUGCACCAACUUUUUGCUCUUCCUAGGAAACUGUGUGCUCCUCAUCUGUAAGUUAAAAGUCCAUAGUAACUAUUUAUUUUAAAAAUACAUUCCUUUGUGGAUAAAGUAAUAAUUGUCUAGUUCCAUCCUGCUAAACAGUAAGUCUUACUUUUUUUUCAAUUUCUUACACUCUAUUUCUAUGUUGGGCUUCUCAUUUGGACCUUCUAAUGAGUUUAUAUGUAUACCUUUAUCUACUUCAGUUCAGUUGGUGCAUAGCCAAAUUUUUUUAAUUAAAAUUUUUCAUUGUCGUUCAGCUCAAGAACAUUAAUACAAAUGCAAUAUGACUUGUUCUAACUAUUGUUCUGAGAAUCAAAUAACUAAAUAGAUGGAUAUCUGAAGAUAUAAACUACACCUCUUUCUCUACCAUAUUCUCAAGUCCUAGACAAAGAUAACCAAAGUCAGAAGCAUUAGAAUUUACAUGAAAAUGUGCUUCCAGUGUAAUCCAUUCUAAAUGGUUAUUUAAAAAAAAAAAACUAAGGGUUUGUGUAAUUAUAGUGCUGAAAAGCAUUUUUAUUACUAGUUUUGGUAGAUUGUUUUUAUCUUAUAUUUGGUAUAUGCCAAAACAAUCAAGUCAGCCCUUAUAAAAUAAAUGUUUUUCUUUUUGAAAAAGACUUCAGAAUGCCAUUUUUAGUUAACUACUUUUUUUCCUCCUAAAAUCACUUAUGAAAAAUGGGAAACAUACAUAGAAAUGUAUGCAUAUAAACUUCCUUUUUAAACAUUUAACUUAUUGAGGCUAUACUAGAUAAUCAACAAAAAUUUUGUGGACGCCAAGGAGAAAGAGUAGUUUUGAAGAUUAGUUCUUCAAUUUGUAUUCUAAAAAUGAAACAAAAACACUUUGAUACUGAACUUAUCAGGGAUGAGGUACCAAAGUAUCCACAUUAUAGCUGUAUCUUACCUUUUUAAUAACAAGGGCUGCGUUUUUUAGGUUGAUGAAGGGGAGGUAUGGAAUGGGUCACAUAAUGUCCAGUUCAUUAUCUUAUUUCCCCCUUUGUAAAUGGUCUGUUUCUUCUUUGCACAUACCUUUCUCCUUUUUCUAGCCUGUUCCAUCUUUUAUCACCUUCACUUUCGUGUGUUUUCUCUCAUCUGUCUUUCUUUUCAGAUGCCUACUGAAAUUAACUGUCCUAUUUCUCUGAAUUUUAUACCAUAUCUCUAAAAUACAAAGUAUGAUUACUUUACCUAUUCUCUUUUUUCAUGAUUAGUGAUGUGUAGGGUGGGGAGCAGGAUACAGGAUAAAACAGGCUUCUCUUGUCUUAUGAUACUAGAAAGCCUGGACUUGUCUUAAGGGAAACAAAAUAGAUCUUUUUCUUGGGCAUCAUGGUUUUGUUGAGUUAUGGGCUGCUGUACUGAGACUUUGAAGAACACGGGUAUAAACUACCCAGCUUGGCCCCAGUCGAUAGACAUUGCUCCUCUCUUUGGGAGCAAAACUUAACCUUUUUGUAGUUUUUAUACAGUUUAGGUGAGAAAAUAAUUGCCAUUAUAAAUGUAACCCCUUAGCCCCUUGUAUACAAAGCAUCUUUUGAAUCAAAUACCUCAAGUUUUAAUAGACUACCAUGGAUUAAAACCAUUAGACUUAUGAGGUUUCCACUCAUGUGGAGAUUAGGUAGAAACAGCAGAGAAGAUACUAGAAUUUUCAUCCAUUCCAUUGAUACAUUUUGCCAAGUUCUGGCCACACUUGGUAUUAACUUUUAUCAAGCAUCAGUUUUAGUAUCUCAAUCAAUAGGGCUUAUAUUACUCUUUGAUUUGGGCAUGUGUCAGGAAAUGGGUAUAGACCUUACUCUAUGAAGAUUAGCUACAUUUUUAUAGUGCCCCAUGCCUUUUAUACCUCCCACUCAAUAUCUUGCCCAUCAUUGGUGUUAACUGCCUUCAUGCAUCCGAAGGCUCAACCUUUCUGAAGCCCUGCAGCCUUUUAAUAUCUCUUAGUCUCUUGUCUUCCUAAUGAAGUUAUAACUAAGUAGUAAAAAUACAAAUAUCCAAAAGAUAUUGUUAGUAUGUGACUUUUGUGGGCUACUUUAUUUUUAAUACUGAUAUUUUUCAAGUGUUCAUUUAUAUGAAAACAUAGAAUUGUCAUAUAUGGUUGUGAUUUUUUAAGUGGUUUACAUUUAAACUCACUAGCAUAAUAAUGUCUGAUGAAAUGCACUCAUGAAGUAGAAAGAAAAUGUCUAAUUCAGGGACUUGUUAGUCUUACUUUUCUACAAAUAUGUAGUUGUUCAAACAAAACGAUAAGUUAAAUUGACAUAUUUUACCCAGCUCUCACUGGAAGACUAUCAGUUAACAUAAUACCAUCCUGUGGAUCAAAAAAACUACUGACAAGCAAACAGCUAUAAAAUCUGAAAGGGACUUGCCAUAAACCUAGCCUUUUUUUUUUUUUAACUUUAACCUGUUUGGGUAAUACACUAUUUCCCGAUUCUGUGUGCCUUGCACAUUCUGGGGAUUCACUGUUAAUGACCAACUGAAAAAGAGAAUGCUUGGUCAUGAGUGAUAGUGAUAGUUGAAAAAUUAAUAGAUUGUAAGUAAACACUAUAGACUAGCUUCAUAAUUCUUAGGGAGAGUUAUCACAUUUAAAACAACUUAAUUAGAUGUGUUCUCUUAAAUUCAUUACCUUGUUUAAACUUACUAAGUCCCAGACAAGAAAUGCAGCUCUCCAAUUAUUAGAUAGCUGUACUUGCCAUUCAGAAUUCCCAAUGAAUGAAACCCACUUGCAUUAAGAAUACUGUUCUCUGUUCUUUUAUGAUGUUUAAGAACAGAUCUUGCCAACAGAGCCACUAUUGGACAGCUAAAGCAGUUCUUUGACUUUAGUGACCUGUUGAUAUCUCUGUACUUGCAUAGACAUUUUAUGCUUCUCUUUUUUCCCAAACUUGAACUGUGGUCCUGGAAUUUCCUAAACUUGUAAGUCAUUUUUUAAGCUUUAGGAUUUUAUAACCUGUUAAUAUCCCCUAUGACCUCUGGGCCCAGACUUUCAGUCCUAUUUCUUAAUCCUUUAGUAUGGUUCUAAUUUAAAGACUUCGUUAAUGUCUUUCUUUCUUUCCUUCCUUCUUUCUUUCUUUCUCUCUCUUUCUUUCUUUCUUCCUUUCUUUCUUUCUUUCUUUGUUUCUUUCUGUGGCAGUGCUAGAGAUCAAACUCCAUUAACUAUUCAUAGAAUUCAGUGUAGUAUAUAGAUUGUCACUAAAAGCCAGCUAAAUCGUCAAAUAAGGGCUUCUGUGACAUAAGAUGCGGAAAUAAAACGCUUUGCAAUUUUUAUGCAGUAGUCUGUAGAAAACAUAUGAUAGAUAUUGUGUCAUUUAAAUAUGUUUCGGGUCAUCUCAGUUUAUGCUUGGUGAGUGACUGUUUGUGUGCAUGUAUGUGUGUGUAGAGAGAAAAGAGAGGACUUGUAAAAUUGCUGCAAACAAAUUGUCAAUCUUGAAGUUUUCCUUUUUAUAGCACAAGAUGGUAUCUGAAACGGGCUGAAUGCAAUUUGGGAGUGGAACUACCACUCACUAUACAACAAUCUCUACCUUAGCUCCUUGAAUUAUAGAAGAUGCUAAAGAUUUAGCUGUAAAAAGAAGUAACACAAUUUUUUAAAGCUAUUUUCAGCUAAGCUUUAUUCUGUUACUAGGUUAUGUUUAAAGUAUACUAAUAAUUUCAACAUUAUAAAAACUGAAUCUUGUCUUGACUAUCUCAAAUACAACUGACUGUGCUUAUAUACACAACACACACACACACAAAUAUACACAUUGUAAGCACCUUUUUAUUAAAGAAGUAUGUAGAGGCAAACAGUGUCACAAAGCAGUAGCAAAAAAACAUAUACUCGAAGAACUCUUUUUUUACUGCUACACACUGACCCUUUCAAAAGCAAAAUAGCUAUGUAUCUUGUGUUCAUUUGAGUGCCUUUCUUAUUUUUGAGGGGAACAAGCUUUUAUUAUAUUGAAGUCUCGUGUUUUAAGUCAAACUGAGGGACAGAAGUUUUAUUAAACAGCUUAUGAUGACUCAUUCUCACUGCUAGGCAUGGUCCCUGGGCUGUUUGUCCUUCAGUGAGAUACUGUUGUCAGAAGGAAAUAGCUGAUGGUGUCAUCAGUUACCCUGUUAGGCACCUACAAGAAUUCUUUCUCUCUGACAAGUUUCAUUUUGAAUUGUAGGCAUCACAUUUAGUGGCUCUACAGUUAAAGACAAACUAGAACAAAAGACAAACUGUGUUCAAAGGGAAACAGGCACCCUACCCUAAGAUAAAAAAGAGAUGGUUGACCUUUUUUGUUGUUUGGUUUGGUUUUGUGGUGCUGGGGAUCAAACCCAGGACCUUACCCAUGCUAGAAAAGCACUCUUAGCCCUGAGCUAUAACCAGCUUCUUGAAUGGUUGUUCUAAAUGAAUCCUUUGCCUUAUUUUUAAAGACCUUCCUUUCCUCCCACUUAAAGGCUUGAUGUAAAAUAGUUAAAAGGCAGAAAAAUAGGACUUCUUUUUUAAUAACGACAAUAUUAACUAUUUGAGAUGCAAAGUAUAUCAUUUUAUGUAUUUGUGUAUGGAAAGGGAUAGGAAUUUCAUAUUUCAGAAUAGCAAAUAACUGUCCAUUGUAAUUUCAUAAAAGCAUAUAUAGUUAAGAUUCCAAAGUGCUUUAUAGAGAAUUCUUGAGUAAUAUGUCCCUAACGGACAGCAUUCUGCUGUGUUCGUAGUGGAUCGGGACUGGGGGGGAUACCUCAGGCUCCCAGCUUUAGAUUUCUCCUCUCUCCCCAGGCCAGCCAUGUCAGCACUGUAAAACCAAAUUCUUUGCUUAAAAAAUACAUAGGGCAGUAGUUGGUCUGUUGGUGAAACAUUGUGCUUCCAAGAAUAUUAGCUAUAUAUAGUUCGUGCUUUCUGGACAGUAAUGUGAUCCAUAAAGCAAACCCUGACAUUUCUUUAUUCGUUGUUAUUCCUCAGGGUGUAGAUUUAGUCAAUUUAGGACAAAAUUUUAUAUUCAGUGGUAAAAAGAAAAGGCAGAAAUAUGCUAAAUAUAUUACUAGCUCUUAAAAUUUUAGUAUAUAUAGUAUUUUUUAUAAACCACUACCAGUGCAGUAGCUAGUAGAGAUACCCUGCCUGCCUCAUUCUUCUUGCGGCUGAGCCCUCGGGGUUGUGUUCUGAACAUUAAUCUUACACAUGUCUUCUGUGGAAAUAACCACUGAGUUUAUUUUUCCAUGUUUGGGGAAGGUGGGAAAAGUUAUAUUUUAUUUUAGUGAAUAUCAUUCUCAACUUUUAGAAAUCCCAUUGAGGAAAAUGAUUCCUAUUAUUUUUCAAAUUGACAGCUAUUUUGCUUUCUAAGACUUGUGUUUCCUUCAGAAUAUUUAUGGGCAGAUCCUAAACAAUGUGUAUAUACACAUAUAAAUAUAUAUAUAAGAGAUAAGUUUUUUUCAUAUUUGCCUAAAACACUCCAGUUUAAGGCAGUUUUCUCCAGUGAAAUUAGAAAUCUAGAACAACGGCCAGUUUGUUCUACAUCGCCAAAUUAUCUGAGUAAACUGUUCGUUUUGGGCUGUUGGGGUUUAAUAAACCAUAACCUCCUCACCUUUCUCCCAGGCCUCUAGGACAUCAGCCUUAAUUCUUUGUCUGGCAAUCACUUUCCUCAGAGUACUAUGCAGCACACAUGAUUAAAUUAUUCGUUUACAAGGGGAUGAAGUCUUAUACCAUAGUGAUGUAUAAUUUCAUAUACGCAAAUACUGACUCCAACCGUAUUCUGUCAGAGAUAGUUGCUCCUUUCCUCCCCUACUCAAGUGUCACACGUUUGGAGCAGGUAGACUGAGUGCAGUCACACGAGGUGUUAGCGAACAGUCAGUUGUUGUUGUAACACUAGACAAUGAGUUUUCCACAAGGAGACUUGUUACUAUUUCACUGAGGAAUAUAUUCAUAGAGUAAUAUAUGUGUGAAAGUGAACAUUUUUAUCAUUUGACAUGAAUUAUUAAGCAUAUGUAGGCUGGAGUUAGUAACAUGUAGUAAAAAUAUUGUUUAUACAGAACAUUGUCUGGAUAUAGGAGAUGUGAAAAGUUUAGUAUUUUCCUGUGCGGGGCACAAUAAUAAAUGUGAGGAAAUGUCAUUAAAAAUGGUGAUUGAACUCUCGAGGAAAAACUACUGUAGUGUUCUGCAAUCCAUUCUCUUACCACUGUGUCUAGUACUAUCUACUUUAGGCUGUAUUUCUCCCUAAAUUUUAGUUAAUUUUCUAGUGUCUUAAGAGUGGUAAUGUUAUAUUACAUGAAGUAACUUCUGCUUGUUUUUUUAAAUAUCUUUAGAAAGUUUUCAUAAAUGAUACAAUAGUUUUGGUAUCUGUUCACUUUCAGCUGUCAGAGUAUUUUUUGUCAGUUUACUCAAUACAAAAGUUAAACAGUCUGAAACAAACAUUCCUACUUGAGCUGUCAGGAACCAAGUGUGUAGUACAGGUGUAAUUAGGCAUUGCCUUUUGGUGAAGUUUUGAUGCAUGAUUAUGAUGCUGGCUUCUGACUAAAGUGAGCCCUCUCAGUAUUGUGUUUGUUGUGUCUGUGCUAAGAGAAUAAUGGAAUGUGUGCUAAACUAACUUACUGUCUUUUAUUUGAAAAAAAAAAAAAAAGGAAAGAUUGGGUACUAUACAUAUGCUGUGCAUUUACACAACCUACAAAUAAAUGUGAGGGAGAAAAAGGUUUUUUUUUAAGUAAUGAGGUUUUAACACAUUUUAAUGUCUAAUCUUUAGACAUUAUUCAGUUGCUUAGUUUAACACUGAAGACUUUAAGGGAAAGGUCUUGAUACCAUUAGCAUCCACUAUGCAUUUCAAUUUUACGUUGUUUGUAGAUUUUAACUGGCCACCUCCAGCAAAGUUGGAAAUCUAACACAUGUGUCCAUUUGCCCUAAUCAGCCAGGUAAAGAACAUUUCAGUAAAUCGCAGUGGGUAUUUUAAGAUUUUCUUGUACUUUGUAUUCAAAUGGACAAGUUACAUAUAAGUGUUUUGGUGAAGGGUCAGAUCCUAGGCAUUAAAAGGUUAGUCUGGCUACCUUGUUUCACUAAUAGCAGUCCUGUGUUUCUGCCUUCUCCAACAUAGCAGGCUGCAUUGAACCUUUCUCCUUUAGCUCUUUCCUAAAGUAAUUAUCCCUUUUAUAAAAGGGUUAAUUAUUUAAGGGUUAAUUAGUAAGGAUUAAAUAUUUGUGAAUUUUUUUACAUUUAGAAGGUAUACCUUGGAAAGGGAUAAGAAUAAAAUGUUCAAUAAGGUAUGUGCAGAAUGCACUUGUGGUGUUCUGGGAAUUAGUACUCUAGAGUGCUUAAAUUAUUAGCUAAAUUCUUAGGCUAGUAUUACAAUGAUUUUGUAUGAUCUAUAGCUGCACUAUUCAAUAGAAAUAUAAUGUGAGCCACAAAGUACUUUCUCAUUUUCUUGUAGCCAUGUUUAAAAAGAGGUGAAAUUAACUUUAAUAAUGUUUCAUUGAAUCCAGUAUGUUGAAAAUAACAUUUGUAUAAGUAAUAAAUAUAAAAAUUAUUGAGAUGUAAUAACUACCUUCUUUCCAUAAACAAAGUCUUAAAAAUUUACUGUGUAGUUUACAUUUCCAACAUGUCUCAAUUCUGACUGGCCACAUUACAAGUACUCGAGCCACACGGACUAAAGGGCUGCUAUACUGGACGGUGCAGAUUCAUGGGGUACUUAUUUUAAAUAUGGAGGUGAUAAAUGUGAAAUUAUGGUACUUUAAGUUAUUUGAGAUAUUUAGAAAAAUGUCUAGUAGAAUUAGCCACUUUCCUUCAUCUUCAUAUUAAAUUUGCUCUAGAAGUCAACCUGUUCCAAUUUGACUUGCCAACUAUUUUUUAAAGAAAUUAUGUGCCACGUAAAAUACCAUGAUAUUUGAUCAUAACACAUCAACAGUUCCUUUUUCAGGUGUUUUCACUAUUGUGACCUGCUCCUUCAAAAUAAUGGCCUAAAUGCAUGUUAAUUGUAGAUCUGUACUCAUUUUGUUAUGUAUUAUUCUUAUUAUAUAACCAUGUAUAUUAACAGCCCUAGGAUUCUGAUCUUUCUAUGCAGCCAUAUUUCAGUACCUACUGGUACACUUACUAAGUUAUAAAGAAUGACAGAGAAGUAGAAUGAAGCAUUCCUUUUCUCAUUAGAUUAGUUUUCAACUUGUGACUAUGUUCCAAGCCAGCUAUAAAUUACUAUAUUUCUGAAGAAUACAGAAAACAGGAAAUAGUAUUUGUCUUUGCUAAAUGUCUCCAAUUUCUAAGUAAACUUUUCAUCUCCUAAAAUGA
This is a messenger RNA of Dipodomys spectabilis (banner-tailed kangaroo rat), 9643 nucleotides long. RefSeq names its product protein prenyltransferase alpha subunit repeat containing 1 (gene Ptar1). The coding region runs from base 68 to 1357 and encodes 429 amino acids. Gene Ontology annotation, cellular component: cytoplasm. Lineage: Eukaryota; Metazoa; Chordata; Mammalia; Rodentia; Heteromyidae. Gene Ontology annotation, biological process: protein prenylation. The transcript is spliced from 7 exons. Gene Ontology annotation, molecular function: protein prenyltransferase activity. The record is from RefSeq and is a predicted model, not a curated record.